Molecule: messenger RNA, 1299 nt
Organism: Toxoplasma gondii ME49
Lineage: Eukaryota; Apicomplexa; Conoidasida; Eucoccidiorida; Sarcocystidae
Product: DnaJ domain-containing protein
Exons: 7
Coding region: 1-1299 (432 amino acids)
Source: RefSeq, a predicted model, not a curated record
AUGGAGCCGUCCGACGGGACUGUCCGUACACCCGAGGCCGCUCCCGCGCCAGGGUCUCUGCGGGCUGCUCCUGUGCAUGCAGGGACGGGAGAAUCCGAGACAGCGUUUCCAGCUGUCCCCGCGAAAGAAGAGCGGGGGGAAUCCGGAGGCAGUUUCCAGAGCGCUGCAUGCCUCUGUGGACCCGCAGAACACCCUGAAAAGACCCCGAGAGAAGAGAAAGAGGAGAAAAAAGGAAGGGAAGAGCCAUAUGCGUCUCCUGCGGACGGUUCGGCGGUGCCAGAGGCGAAGACUGAAGGGACAGGAGCGGAAAAGACAGACAGUGGAGUUCCUGGAGAGGAAACGACUGCAAAGCAGGAAAGCGGAGACAGUCUGGACGAAGAACGAGGACCGUCCCGCUUGAAGUUCCCCUCCUACGACGACUUCUUGAGAGAGGAAGAAGAAGAUCGAAACGCUGAAGAGCCAGACGAAGAAGAACCUGGAAAGGCAAAUCUCGAUGCCGCCUUCGAGUUGUUCAUGAGCGAAGUCAAAGACAUGCCUGCAGUCACGGGAAAGUCGAACGGACGAGGGAAAAAGGAGGCGCGAACUGCGAUGCGGAAAUUCAAGAGUUCUGACGAGGAGUGCCUUCGCCUCACCUGUCAGACUUUUCCUUCGCCUUUCCAGGUUCUUCUGCUUGGCCCGGAGGCCUCUGAGGAUGACAUCCGCAAGCAAUACAGGAAACUGUCUCUCCUCAUCCACCCAGACAAAUGCAAACAUCCGAAUGCGCAGGAGGCCUUCCAAGUCGUCAAUAAAGCGUACGAACAACUGCAGAGGCCGGAAAUGCGCGAGAAAUACCGAGACGUCAUUGAAGAGGCGAAGCGCCGGGUGCUCAAAGAAAAUGCGAAGGAGAACAAAAAGCGGAGAACGCAGAGCAUUGACGUGCCUCUGCUGUCCGAGGACCCUGAGGAACUGCAGACAGAAAUCAUGGAGAUGUGUGAAAAGCUGUUGGAGGAGACGCGAGAGCGCCGCGAAUAUGCAGAGCGCACCAGGCAGGCCAACGAGCGCUACGAGAAGGAGCAACUGGAGAAGCAGGCGAAUGAGGAACUCGAAAAGUGCAGAGAGAGGAAAGAGUGGCUGGACAAACGCGACGAGCGCGUGGGUGCGUGGAGAGAAUAUCAGAGUGCCAUCCAAGCGAAGGACGUGACGCUUCAAGCUUUCACGGGAGUGAAGCACCGAAGAGAAGAGCGAAAGGAAGACGACCUCGUCCGCAAGAAGAAGCAAAUGCAGGGAAUCGACACUUCCUACAAAGACAGCUGGCGGUGA